UUUAAAUUUCUACAAUAAUGUAAUCGGGCGAUACAGUCAGUGUAACUAUCAAUGGUUAAGAAUUAUUUUUAACGCAGCGUUCGAAGAAUUCGCGAUUCAUUUAUUAGGUUUAGAGCUAUUGAUAUGCCAAAUUGUCUAAAUAUUUUGAACAGCAGUUUCCUCGAACCAACUCCUCUAACUCGGUUGCACUAUGUGCGUCAGUUCUGUUUUACUUCUGAUCGAGAAAGCUUCUGCAUUUUGAUUUUCUCGUGAAUUUCAUUAAUCGGGCAAUUUUUCCUCCCUUUAAGUAUCUCUGUAGUUGAUAUGGAAGCUAUUAAAGAUUUAGUAGGCCAAGUAAUACAUCUAUUUUCAUUCUGAAAUAAACAAAUCUCUUUUUCCUCAUUGCAAACAUUUUUUCUAUCCUAGAAAUUUUUAACGACCACAUUCGUAUCACGAUAAUGUCUAACAGCCUCAAUGUCGAUAAUAAGAGUAUCGAGCAGAUUAGAGAUCGUAUAAGCCUCUCGUUAAAAAUGCAACGGAGCUUCAAGAAGAUGAAGAGGAGUAUCCGAAAGAUAACUGAGAACAUGCAAGACGAUGAGAAACAACCGCUGUACAUAUUUCCGGAACGGCUCUCUUAUUUAACGUACCAAACGGGAUUUUCGAAGGAUGAGAUACGAAAGCUGUAUCGGGUCUUUAAACAGCAUUGUCCGAAAGGGGCCGUAACCACGAACGAUCUGAAACCAGCGUACGCAAAAUUAUUUCCGUUAGGAGACCCGGCGAAAUACGCGCAAAUCGUUUUUAACGCUUUUGAUAAAGAUAGGGAUGGUGUCGUUAGCUUCGCGGAUCUCCUUAAUGAAGUUGCUUUAAUUAUUAAUGGUGAUAUAGAUCAAAAACUCUCCUGGAUUUUCAGAUUUUAUGACUUAAACGGAGACGGUUAUAUCACAAGAAAGGAAAUGCUAGUUAUAAUGUCCGCAAUUUACGAGAUGCUACAUAACGGACAGAUUAUUCAACGGAUGGCAAACAGACACGUGGACAAAGUUUUCGAAAAGAUGGAUGUUGAUAAGGAUGGAGUUAUAUCUCAGGAAGAAUUUAUGAGUAUUUGUAAAAAUGAUAGCGUAAUUCAAAAACAGCUGGCAAUAUUUAAUCAGUUUUGGUGAUGGCAUAUAUGUAUACAUUGAAAUUUCUAAGUUAUGCUAAUCCUAAAAAAAGAAGGUAGCUUGAAAAGUUUUCUGUUUCAUAAAUAUUCUUAUUUGCAUGAUAAAAUAGUACAGUUACAAACACAGCUUUCCCAAAAGUUGGAUAACAACGUUAUACAUAAUUAUACAUAAAGUUAUUAAUAAUUCAAUGAUACUUCAAAAGAGAUAACUUUUCUCUUUCCCCAUGAAAGAUAUAUAUCUUCACUUUCCUAUGUGCGAUAGUUCGUACUUUCAAAAUAUUCUUUUCUGUAAAAUGUAAAAAACGCAGGCAAGGAAAAAUGCAAAUGCCAAUGUUACUAAAGCUUUAUCGGUAACUUCCCUUCUACCAUAUUUGCCUAAAAGUUUUCCAGAUUGAACUAUAACUUGUUGUUGAUGUUCUAAUUCGUCUUUGGUAGUGGUAACUUUAUCCGAUGAUAUUACUAAAGAGGUUUAAAGUAAUAUGAAUUAAAAAUUAUAUCUUGAUACUUAAAAUACAUUGAAAGAAAUAAACUACAUACUUAGCGUAUCCAAUGUA
Messenger RNA from Bombus pascuorum, 1689 nucleotides. RefSeq names its product hippocalcin-like protein 4. Gene Ontology annotation, molecular function: calcium ion binding. Bases 438 to 1136 code for a protein of 232 amino acids. The transcript is spliced from 4 exons. Lineage: Eukaryota; Metazoa; Arthropoda; Insecta; Hymenoptera; Apidae. The record is from RefSeq and is a predicted model, not a curated record.